AAAGUCGUGUCUGCAACGCACACACACAGACGCGUUUGUUAACGUAAAGCAACUCUGCUUUGGCAAAGUAAACUUUAUUUAUUUAUAAGCGCAGUAGAAACCCAUUAGCGUACAUUACUUUAUACAUUUAGAACAAUACACAACGUGAAAAUGACUGAAGUUGAAGCGGUGCAAAUUAUAGCGGAAUCGUUGAAGCAACAGGGCGUGGAGUAUGUGUUUGGCAUCAUUGGAAUACCCGUUAUUGAGCUGUCGAUGGCCUUCCAGGCGGCCGGCCUCAAGUACAUUGGCAUGAGGAACGAGCAGGCCGCCUGCUAUGCCGCCCAGGCCAUUGGCUACCUGACGGGGAAACCGGGCGUCUGUCUGGUUGUCUCCGGGCCAGGUUUGCUGCACGUUACGGGUGGCAUGGCCAACGCUCAGGUCAAUUGCUGGCCACUAAUUGUGAUUGGUGGCUCCACGAAUCAAGAUCAUGAGGGCAUCGGUGGCUUUCAGGAGUGUCCGCAGGUGGAGCUGUCGCGUCCCUAUUGCAAAUAUGCAGCACGUCCGCCCACUGCUGCUCUGAUACCGUUGCACGUGGAGAAGGCGGUACGUUAUACGACUUAUGGUCGUCCUGGCGUUGCCUAUUUGGAUUUCCCAGGCAACAUACUGCAAUCGAAAGCGGAGGAGUCGCGCAUCUACAAAGCACUGCCGCAUCCCGUUGCCCCACUGGCUUAUCCGCCACAUGAUGAUGUUAUCCGUGCCGCACAACUGUUGCGCCAGGCCAAGCGUCCCCUGAUCAUUAUUGGCAAGGGUGCUGCCUAUGCUCAUGCCGAGAAUAUAUUGCGCCAUUUCAUUGAUAACACAAAUCUACCGUUUCUGCCCACACCCAUGGGCAAGGGCGUGGUCCCCGACUCGGCGGCGCAGUGUGUCUCCUCGGCACGCACCUUGGCGCUGCAGCAGGCGGAUGUGGUCUUGUUGCUCGGCGCUCGACUCAAUUGGAUAUUGCACUUUGGACGCACGCCUCGCUACGAUAAGGAUGUGAAAUUCAUUCAGGUUGACAUUUGUCCCGAGGAGCUGCACAAUUCGGUUGUCGCAUCGGUGGCCAUUCAGGCCGAUAUUCGGCCCUUUGCCGAGCAGCUGUUCGAGCAGAUGAACGCUGUGAAUUUCCGUUUUGGCUACGAGCAGGCCUGGUGGAAACAGUUGGCAGCUAAAUGCCAAAAUAAUCGCGACACUGUCGCCCAGAUGUCUCUGAAUACAACGACGCCGCUCAACUACUAUGCAGUCUUCCAUCAUCUGCGCGAGCUGCUACCACGUGACACAAUCAUCGUUAGUGAGGGCGCCAAUACCAUGGACAUUGGUCGCUCCAUGCUGUUGAAUGAGCAGCCGCGUCACCGUCUCGAUGCCGGCACCUUUGGCACCAUGGGCGUUGGACCAGGCUUCGCCAUAGCCGCAGCACUCUAUUGUCGCGACUUUGCGCCCGGCAAACGGGUACUCUGCGUGGAGGGAGACAGUGCCUUUGGGUUCUCGGGCAUGGAAAUUGAAACAAUGGUGCGCUACAAGCUGCCCAUCACCAUUGUGAUUGUGAACAAUAAUGGCAUCUAUGGCGGGUUCGAUAAGGACACAUUUGAGGCCAUACGCAGCGAUGGUGAUCUUACGCAAAUCACACCACCAUCGGCGUUGGGCGUUCAGGUGCGCUACGAGGAGAUGAUGAAAAUGUUUGGUAUGCAUGGCUAUUUCUGCACCGAGAUCGAGCAAUUGCAAACCGCCGUUAAGGCCGCCAAUCGACUAACGGAUCGGCCCACAAUCAUAAAUGUGGCAAUAAGUCCAUCGUCAGAUCGCAAGCCGCAAUCCUUCAACUGGCUGACCGAGUCCAAACUGUAAUUUGUGUGAAUCGGCUUGACUUGUCUUUUUUUGAUAUAAGCAGCAAACAACGUUUACAAUUAGUUUUUAAGCAUAAAGCUCGGCGGCAUUCCCAAAUGAAUUUUCAAAUGCAUUUGUCACGAUAUUGUCUUUGUAUAUACACACGACACACACAACACACACACGACACACACAACAACACACACAAUGCCACAUUUUUUAUAUAAAGCCAACGAUUGUAGAAUUUGAAACGCAAAUAUUCUGUAUAACUAUAAAACAACAA
Drosophila grimshawi is the source of this 2119-nucleotide messenger RNA. RefSeq names its product 2-hydroxyacyl-CoA lyase 1 (gene Hacl). Gene Ontology annotation, molecular function: catalytic activity; thiamine pyrophosphate binding; magnesium ion binding. The coding region runs from base 151 to 1857 and encodes 568 amino acids. The record is from RefSeq and is a predicted model, not a curated record. Gene Ontology annotation, biological process: fatty acid alpha-oxidation. Gene Ontology annotation, cellular component: peroxisome. Lineage: Eukaryota; Metazoa; Arthropoda; Insecta; Diptera; Drosophilidae. The transcript is spliced from 4 exons.